Molecule: messenger RNA, 1970 nt
Organism: Pipistrellus kuhlii (Kuhl's pipistrelle)
Lineage: Eukaryota; Metazoa; Chordata; Mammalia; Chiroptera; Vespertilionidae
Gene: WNT2B
Product: Wnt family member 2B
Exons: 5
Coding region: 204-1379 (391 amino acids)
Biological process (GO): multicellular organism development; canonical Wnt signaling pathway; neuron differentiation
Cellular component (GO): extracellular region
Molecular function (GO): frizzled binding; cytokine activity
Source: RefSeq, a predicted model, not a curated record
GCCGCCCCGUCCGCGCCGGCCACACUGCCACCCGCGCCGGCGGUGCGCCCCGGUCCCGAGCCCCGCGCCCCGCUCCGGAGCCCCGCGCCCGCCCCGGACCCAGGUGCCUCGGCGCGCAGCGGCCGCCGGCCCAUGGCCCCCCCGGGGGGUGAGUAGGGACCGGAGCGCCCGGCGGAGCCCCCGCCCUCGGGAGCCGGGGCGCUAUGCGGGGGCGGCGCGGUGCGGAGGACGCCGCGCAGCUGCCCCCUCGGCGCGCCCGCGCCCCGCUCCCCGCGCCCCGGCCCGCGGCCCCCGACGGCGCCCGGGCCGCCGCCCGCCUGAGCCUCGCCUGCGCGCUGCUGCUGCUGCUGCUGACGCUGCCGGCCCGCGUGGACACGUCCUGGUGGUACAUCGGGGCGCUGGGGGCCCGAGUGAUCUGUGACAAUAUCCCUGGUCUGGUGAGCCGGCAGCGGCAGCUGUGCCAGCGUUACCCAGACAUCAUGCGCUCGGUGGGCGAGGGAGCCCGAGAGUGGAUCCGAGAGUGUCAGCACCAGUUCCGCCACCACCGCUGGAACUGCACCACCGUGGACCGGGACCACACUGUCUUUGGCCGUGUCAUGCUCCGAAGCAGCCGGGAGGCAGCGUUUGUGUACGCCAUCUCGUCCGCAGGGGUAGUUCACGCCAUCACCCGCGCCUGUAGCCAGGGGGAGCUGAGUGUGUGCAGCUGUGACCCCUACACCCGUGGCCGACACCAUGACCAGCGUGGGGACUUUGACUGGGGCGGCUGCAGUGACAACAUCCACUAUGGCGUUCGCUUUGCCAAGGCCUUCGUGGAUGCCAAGGAGAAGAGGCUCAAGGAUGCCCGGGCCCUCAUGAACUUACACAACAACCGCUGUGGCCGCACGGCCGUGCGGCGCUUUCUGAAGCUGGAGUGUAAGUGCCACGGCGUGAGCGGCUCCUGCACGCUGCGCACCUGCUGGCGAGCGCUCUCGGACUUCCGCCGUACGGGGGACUACCUGCGGCGGCGCUACGACGGGGCCGUGCAGGUGACGGCGACCCAGGACGGCGCCAACUUCACCGCGGCCCGCCAAGGGUACCGCCGCGCCACCCGGACCGACCUGGUCUACUUCGACAACUCCCCGGACUACUGUGUCUUGGACAAGGCCGCAGGUUCCUUAGGCACUGCAGGCCGUGUCUGCAGCAAGACAUCUAAAGGGACAGACGGCUGUGAAAUCAUGUGCUGUGGCCGAGGGUAUGACACAACUCGAGUCACCCGUGUCACCCAGUGUGAGUGCAAAUUCCACUGGUGCUGCGCUGUGCGGUGCAAGGAGUGCAGAAACACUGUGGACAUCCACACCUGCAAGGCCCCCAAGAAGGCAGAGUGGCUGGACCAGACCUGAACAUGCCAACACCUCACUCAUCCCUCCACUCCAAACAUCCUGACUCGGAAGCACAAGAUCUUUGCAUGCACACCUUCCACCACCCUCAACCCUGGGCUGCUACAGCUUCUAUUUAAGGACUUGGAGAGUGGCCCAGAGGGACUCUGGUGCCCUGGCUGGUUCCUUAGCCCUUGGAGGAGUCGACAGGGACGUAAGAAACUGAGCAGCUCCGACUCCCUGCUCUGGAGGCUAGGAGGGGGGCGGAAGAGGUGUAGGUGUGAUAUGAGUUGCACUAAAGUACGCGGUCGAGCUCGUGUCUCCUCACUGGCUUCCUGACACUUCUGUGUGUGCGAGAGGAGAGGCACCAGAGAGCGCUUCCUUUCGCCCCUGCCUGGCUGAGGGAGGAUAGGACAGAGGUGAAACCACUAUCUCCUCCCUAGCUCAGUUUGAGCAGACCGCCUGGUUCCCAAAACAACCUCUUGGGCUGCAACGUUCUUUCAUUAUGGAGAGGGAGAUGAGAGUUAGCCACAGUGGACAAGAUUCCAUUCAUAUGCUCAUGUGUUUCUAAACUGCUGUUUUGUAAGGGGAAAAUUAUAUAACUAUACAAACAUA